Molecule: messenger RNA, 1011 nt
Organism: Hymenoscyphus albidus
Lineage: Eukaryota; Fungi; Ascomycota; Leotiomycetes; Helotiales; Helotiaceae
Source: the annotation of a GenBank genome assembly
AUGUUCUGCUUGUUGCCCCCUAGUCGACGCAUCCUCUGUCUUCAGCAACCGCAAGCAUUCCGCAAUUUGUCUACAACAAUCAGAAAGCUACGAAACACGAGCACGUCUCAGCUUUUGCUUGACUCCGGGAAAAAGAAAAGGACGCGAAAAGCAUCUCUGAAAGGAAACUCAGAUCACGAUGGCGUUCAGAACGUGUCUACGGAGACGAGCGAAAAAGAAGUUACCUUGAAAUCACUGGACCCAACGUCUCUUAUUUCCAGUUCAGAUCCAUCGACCAAGAAAAAAAGAAAGAAAAAAGAGACAUUAGAAUCUCCGAAAUUGACCUCCGAAAAAACUCGCACCAAAAAAGACAUCUCAAAGGAAACUGAACCAGAUAUUCCCAUACCCGUCAAAAAGCCCAGAAGGAAGAAAGAGAAGCUAGUAUACCCCGAUUCAUCAAGUCUGAAUCACCUUGACCUCUCAACCUUUUUGGAAUACGCAACCCGAACAGGGAUGAGUCAAACAAGUACCACCUAUGUUGGCACUCACUACGAGUACAUUGUACAAAUCGCUUGCGAGCAGCAUCUAGGGAUGUCCCUCAAAAGGAUUGGAGGAAAAUCAGAUUAUGGUAUUGAUCUCCUUGGGACCUGGAAGUUACCAACAGCAAAGCGACACUUCAGAGUUCUCGUACAGUGCAAAGCCCUUGGGGCUAAGGUUCAACCAGCGGUCGUAAGAGAGCUCGAAGGAGCUUUCGUUGGGGCACCUCCCGGUUGGAGAGACCCUGAUGUUCUUGGUUUCUUAGUCACGCAAAGACCAGCGACUAAAGGCGUCCGGGAGGCUCUUGGAAGAAGUAGAUGGCCGAUGGGUUAUGUUCUCUGUGAGAGUGAUGGGUCCAUUCUGCAAAUUCUUUGGAAUCGAAGAGCUGCCGAGGUUGGUUUGGAUGGCGUUGAAGUGCAGACGAGAUAUCUUGGUGGUGAACAAACCCGACGGGAGGCUCUAUUGAGUUGGAAAGGGAAGCCGAUCCGUGGUUAG